CACACUCGCACCGCCUUCGGAGAUGAGACUGCUUCCUGAUGUCCUUUGAUUGCCAUGCAGACUGCCGACCAAAGCAAGUCUAGCACGUCGCAGGACAGUUGCUCAGACGAGCAUAAUCGACUUGUAGACGUGACGGUGCCUCCGAGACUGAGGUCCUCAUCUCUGGACCUGUCAAUCCAGUUGCCGGGUUAUGACCUCUGGCUGACCUUCCACCACCUCGCUGACGUUCAUUCUGUGCAGAUAAAAAAUGUGCACGUCGUGCCGCGUCCUCUGGACGUCCCAAAAUUUACCGAUGCCCUUGCGGAUGCGCUAUGUUACUAUCCCCAUGCCGCCGGCCGUCUACAGCGUAUGGACGGUUCUUGGUCCAUUGCUCUUGAAGACAAUGAAGUUCCCGUCCAGAUCGAGUACAGAACAAGCCCCGACGUGGGCAUACAGCAAUCCUGGGUUGUCCAAGAUGACCUUGCCCAUUUCCUGAAUUCGUCCAGCAGUGCAGAAGGGGACCCCGUCGGUGGGGAUGCACCUCUUCUCCGACUGAAGCUCACAAUUGCAGCGGGGGAGACCGCCAUCGGGAUAUCCUGGCAUCAUACACUGGGAGACGCGACGACAUUAUUGCGCUUCAUGCAUUGCCUUUCCCAAUGCUACCAGGGCUUACAACCCACAUUCCCUCGACCGACAUUCACCAAACACGACCUCCCUCGUCCGUCACAGGAGACAACAGAACGAUACCUGCCAUUGAUGCCUCAUCUGGCUCGCACAUAUCCAGCAGCGAUACUGAGGGGCCUCUGUGCAGAGGCGAACGAGGACAUUCAUCCAAUUCGCAUUCGUAUUUCGGUGGACAAGCUGUCUCGCCUGCGGGAUAGAAUGGCCGCCUCCAUUAAAGCGACGAACGUCAAGAUCUCCAUACAGGACUGUUUGACCGCGUACAUAGUGUCCGUAUUGCAACGAUGUUCGGGGGUUAGCAUCAGGAUGGUCACAAACGCUGCUAGUGUGCGUAAGCAGACAGAUCAUGCUAUGAACAUUCUGUGGCUAACCUCGGCAGUAUCGCCGCGUUCAAGCACCGUUUAUUGA
This is a messenger RNA of Postia placenta MAD-698-R-SB12, 1068 nucleotides long. RefSeq lists its product as hypothetical. Bases 55 to 1068 code for a protein of 337 amino acids. The transcript is spliced from 4 exons. The record is from RefSeq and is a predicted model, not a curated record. Gene Ontology annotation, molecular function: acyltransferase activity, transferring groups other than amino-acyl groups. NCBI's taxonomy places the organism in Eukaryota, Fungi, Basidiomycota, Agaricomycetes, Polyporales, Adustoporiaceae.